AUUUGCAUGAUGACGUGAAGCCCAAUUGAAGAUAAAUAUCGGUUAGGAAGUUGUCUGGGAUUAGGUGGUUGCGUGUAACGCAGGAAGUGCGCUUUGUCUGAUGAAGUCAACUAGUGUCCUCGUCGUUCCGAGCCGGACGUGAACGCAGCUUCUCGGCAGGGGCGUGUAGGCGCUAACUGUGCAGCAUGGCGGACGAUGGAGACAGUUCGAGCGGAUCAGUUGACACAACAGGCGGGCAGGGGGCAGCGGAGGAGGCGAGCGGGCUCAGCUUAGUCGGGAUGCUGCUGAAUCUCAGCAUUUUGGUUGUGCUCGUGGCGGUCUGCGUGGCGGUGUACCGCCGGUGGAGCAGGCGGCUCGGCGCUGACGCGGCCCAUGGCGACGAGGCCUCGGCGCUUCCUAAGAUGAGGAGACGGGACUUCACUCUGGAGCAGCUGCGGGAGUACGACGGGGUGCAGAACCCCCGCAUUCUCAUGGCCGUUAACAUGAAAGUGUUCGACGUGACGAGCGGCAAAAAGUUUUACGGUAAAGAUGGUCCUUACGGGAUCUUUGCGGGCCGCGACGCUUCCAGAGGCCUGGCCACCUUCUGCCUGGACAAAGGCUUCCUCAGAGACGAGUACGACGACCUGUCAGACCUCACUGCUGUGCAGAUGGAGAGCGUGAGAGAGUGGGAGAUGCAGUUCAUGGAAAAGUACGAUUAUGUGGGGAGGUUGCUGAAGCCCGGAGACGAGCCGUCAGAGUACACAGACGAGGAGGACAUCAAGGACCACUUGAAACACGACUGAGCUGAACCAUCACUCCGACCAAAGCCAGAAGCCCCAACAGCUGCAGCGGACCGCCCCAGAAUCCCAGACCUGCUCCUGCCCCGCUCCCGGACUCCUCCCUCUGCUGGAUCUGGUGCUGAGGCCUCCCUCCGCUGAGGAGAACCGCCACCAGAACGCGAUGAGGAGCCUCGUCUGGGGUGGAGAUGGCCCGUGCCAACACUCCCAUCUGGAGCAAACCCUCAAAUCUUGUAGUCAGGCGUCCGGUUGGGGAACGCGUGGUCGUGGUGGUGUGCAGAGCGCUGGGUGGAGGUCGGUCGGUCGGUGGGGAGAACACAGGUUGGUCUGAGCAGACGGGUGGAUCAGGACGGGGAAACAGAUUUUAUCUUCAGUUUAGUCACAUUGCAAUCGGCUUCAGACAGCUUAUCAAUCAAUCAAUCAUCUCCUUCAAAGAGCGCUGCAGCGCGGCCUGACUUGAGGCUGCUGCCGGGCGCCGCGCUCUCCUGUUUGUAGUGGAGGCACUACGAGUUUUCUCUGUUUGUCACCAUGUGAUUGUAUGUGUUGAGUAGCUUAGAGGGCGUGCGGGUGGGCGGGAGGGUUUGCUUUUUAUUUUUGGAAGGGUUUGGGGGUCAGAAGUCCCGUUAGAAUCUGAUCGGCCGAACACACAGCUGAUUGGGAGAACAAAGGGAAGGUGAUAUGGCAGUCCUAAUCAAUCCGAUCAAUUGUUUACAUGCCUCACAAGCACGCUGCAGUCUGUAGAUCCCCGAACAUGGUCCAAGUAUUAACCGUGCCUUAUUUUGGUGGGAGUAUCCGUGCUGAGCGGAGGGAGGGAUGGUGGUGUCGGUUCUGCCCCAGGCUCGGCUCCCCCGACGUGAAAGAAGGCAAACGUCAGUCCACACGCAGACUGUAACCCCCCCACGUCACAAUCUCUGUAAAUAACCCCAUGAAUUACUCAGUGUUACUGCCAUAUUUAUGUAGUGGAGGAACUCCAUAUACAUACGACGCUACGUCUUAUCGGCCAAACUUCCCGCUGGUUUUCUGUGUGUUUUCCUUUCAGCCCCCAAUCAGAGGAGUGUUGCAAAGUGCUGCAGGGCAGGACCGGGAGCUGCUGUUGCCAGUUUUGUUCGUAGUCAUUGCUUUUCCUGUAAAUAUAUUAUCAUUUUAUUAAAGCAUGUGCAACCAGAAAGUGAGCCACUGCAAAGUUCCACCCCGUGUAUUUAAAUGUUGGGUAUGAGUGUGUGUGUGUGUGAGCGCACGAGUGUGUUUGUGACAGGCAGGAAGGGAUUUGUUCAUGCAUAAUAAAUCAGUUUGGUUAAUAAUA
Messenger RNA from Oryzias melastigma (Indian medaka), 2079 nucleotides. It is a transcript of the gene pgrmc2, whose product is annotated as progesterone receptor membrane component 2. Lineage: Eukaryota; Metazoa; Chordata; Actinopteri; Beloniformes; Adrianichthyidae. The record is from RefSeq and is a predicted model, not a curated record. The coding region runs from base 186 to 782 and encodes 198 amino acids. The transcript has 3 exons. Gene Ontology annotation, cellular component: endomembrane system; membrane.